AUGAACCCAACUUCGACUGCGGGGGGUACAUCCGGGGACGCCGACGGCAAGCGUCCCAAGAAACUCAUCUUCGCCCCCGGUGAUAUUGACCCCUCGACGGGCGACAUCUCCAUGCCCUCGGCCGCAACUCCCCCGCCAGCGCCAUCCACCGCCGCCACCCAACUCGUCGCCGAAGCCCUCCGCUCCGAGACCUCCACGCCCGACUCCGUGACCGAAAACCAGAUCGUCUCCCAUCCGGCGCGGGCACACCAGUUCGUGAGCAACCCGCCGCUCACCGUCUCCCAGAUGCACCCGACCAACCCGCUGCACCAAUUCCACAACUGGUUCCGCGACCCCCGUCUCCUCCCCUCGUCCGCCCCGGAAACCUGCACCCUCGCGACCGCCGCCUGGCCGUCCGGCCGCGUCAGCGCCCGUGUCGUCUACCUCAAGGAGCUCGACGAGCGCGGCUGGGUCAUCUACAGCAAUUGGGGCAGUCGCGAGGGCAAAGGCCGACAGGUCUGGGGCGCGGCGCCGGCCGCCACCACCGACGGUGUUGACGGGCCCCCCGCCAUCCCGAUCCAAGACGAACCGCUGCUCACCGAUGCCGACGGGCACGCCGCGGACGCCAAUGGCAACCGCUGGGCGGCGCUGACCUUCAGCUGGGCAGCGCUGGAGCGCCAGGUGCGCAUCGAGGGGCUGGUCGAGCCGCUCCGCCGCGAGGAGAGCGAACUGUACUGGCGCACGCGCGAGCGCGGCAGCCAGAUCGGCGCGUGGGCCAGCUGGCAGAGUAAGGUGCUGUGGGAGGCGGAGCCGACGUCGCUGCUGGAGCGGCGGCGGAAGAGUCUGGCGCAGGAGGGGGAUGCGACGGUGCCGCCGGUGAUCCCCGGGGACGUGAACGAGACGGACAUCGACGACGGGCGGGCGUUGCUGGAGAAGCGGGUCAAGGAGAUGGAGCGGCGGUUUGAGGGCGUCGAGGAGAUUCCAUUGCCGCCCUUUUGGGGCGGAGUGCGGAUUGUGCCCGAGAGCGUGGAGUUCUGGCAGGGGAGGCGUAGUCGGUUGCACGAUCGGUUCCGUAAAAGAUCGUCGCGUCGGGGCCUACCGGCCAACCUUUUUUGCAAUCGUUCACUCACCAAGUUCCUUCUUGCCCUGGUGGCUACCUCGACCGCUGCCCUGGCUCUCCCCCAGUCGUCGGACAGCUGCUCCAGUGCUAUUACUUGCGGUACCUGCAAUGGUUCCUCGUGCAAGAUCGGCGCUAUCAACUACUCUUGUGGACACGGUACCAGCUGCCUUGCGAGCCAUGGUGGCGGAGACGGCAAGAAGUGCUCUGGUGGAAUCGAUGGAGGUGCUGUCUGCCCUGGAACGGCAUGA
Messenger RNA from Aspergillus terreus NIH2624, 1347 nucleotides. Its product is annotated as pyridoxamine-phosphate oxidase PDX3. NCBI's taxonomy places the organism in Eukaryota, Fungi, Ascomycota, Eurotiomycetes, Eurotiales, Aspergillaceae. Gene Ontology annotation, biological process: pyridoxine biosynthetic process. Gene Ontology annotation, molecular function: pyridoxamine phosphate oxidase activity; FMN binding. The transcript is spliced from 7 exons. The record is from RefSeq and is a predicted model, not a curated record. The coding region runs from base 1 to 1347 and encodes 448 amino acids.